AUGAGGAACUAUAUAAAAGAAAUGGCCCCGAGUUCCCGGCGCCCCUUUAAUGGGGCAGGGGUGCGAAGAAUCUCCGGGAGGAAAACCGGCGACGAGGUUCGCCACCCGUCACGUUCUGUCUCCCGGAGAGGCGAAAAGUGGAUUGCAGAGGCCCGUCUGGCUACGUUGAAUGUAUGUGGGGCAAUGAAUGAUAAAAUGGAUGAAGUGUGCGAUAUGAUGUAUGAUAGAGGAAUAGAUGUGUUAUGUGUAAAUGAGACGAAAAGGAAGGGGAAGGAUGUCACUACACAUGGCAUGUAUACCGCAUACUGGUCUGGUGUAGACGAGAUCGAGCGGGCAUGCCAGGGGGUAGGUAUCAUCCUUUCAGAAAGAAUGGGCCAAUGUGUGAAAGAGUAUGAAUGUGUAAGCCCAAGACUGCUAUGGAUACGAAUGAAAGUGGGCUUAAAGAAGUUGUUUGUGUUAGGGGUCUACGCCCCAGACAUGUCUAAGCCCACUUAUAUCCGAGAGCAGUUUUGGGAAAUGGUAAGGAUGGUGUUAAUGAAGUGUAAGGGAAAUGAAAAUAUUAUUAUGCUAGGAGAUUUUAAUGGAAGGGUUGGGGUGAGGAGGCUUGGUUAUGAAAGGGUAUUGGGAACGUUUGGUGAUGAAAGUAUAAAUGAGAAUGGUGAAAGUCUCCUCACCGUAUGUAUGGAAAAGAAUCUUUUUGUGACGAACACUUGCUUUCGCCACAAGAGGAUUCACAUGUAUACUUGGGAAAGAGGUGACGAUAGAAGCAUGAUAGAUUUCAUAAUUGUGGAUGAAAGAUUGAGGGGCGCAGUGGUAGAUACAAGGGUUUACCGGGGUUCUAACGUAGGAACGGAUCAUUAUUUGGUUUUAUGCCGAAUUAAUGGUCUAUUCAGGCGUUGGCGCCAUCGAUCAUCUGUAUCUACCACUGCGUUACAGCGUAUUAGAACAGAAAGGUUACAAGAUGAAGGUGAGAGAAACAAGUUCAAAUGUAGACUGAAAGAAAAUAUAAGUGGUUUGGAUGAAUUAUGUAUGAAGGAGUUAGACUUGGAGAAUGUAUGGCAAAAUGUAAAGAAAGGUUUAGUGGAUGCAGCUACCGAAGUAUGUGGUGUUAGUAAGAGAAAGAAUGAAAAGAAAAAUAAUACGUUAUGGUGGGAUGAUGAGAUACGUAUGGAAGUUGAAGCAAAGAAGAGAGCAUGGCUAGAUUUACUAGCAACAAAGGCUGAGAGUAAAAGAAGUAGUUGA
Messenger RNA from Parnassius apollo (apollo), 1242 nucleotides. NCBI's taxonomy places the organism in Eukaryota, Metazoa, Arthropoda, Insecta, Lepidoptera, Papilionidae. The record is from the annotation of a GenBank genome assembly.